Molecule: messenger RNA, 1630 nt
Organism: Zingiber officinale
Lineage: Eukaryota; Viridiplantae; Streptophyta; Magnoliopsida; Zingiberales; Zingiberaceae
Product: ADP-ribosylation factor-related protein 1-like
Exons: 7
Coding region: 715-1320 (201 amino acids)
Biological process (GO): intracellular protein transport; Golgi to plasma membrane protein transport; protein localization to organelle
Cellular component (GO): Golgi apparatus
Molecular function (GO): GTP binding; GTPase activity
Source: RefSeq, a predicted model, not a curated record
GCGUGUUUCUGGCGUCACGAGAUCCGUAUCUACUUUCUAUUCUAUAUGUUACACGAAUCGGAUCGAUCUAUUUCGGUCGUCUUUCGUGCUAGAUGUCUUGCUAGGUCGUGCAUUCGGAUUUCUCAACCUCCUUUGUCUUCCUCAGAUUGUCCCUUGCGUAUGCGUAUUCUUAAUUUAUGGUAGAGGGGAACAUGAUGCAAGGUGUUUGGCCUGUUAUGUUUUUCCAAUUACAAAAGCCGUAUGCUUGGAAGGGAACAAUUUGGAGAUCGUAAUCGUAGUUGGUGAUCUAAUUUAGUGCUAAUAACAUAAUUUUCUUCUCAACGGUACUAUAGUAAACGAAUGCUUAUUGUCAUGUAUCCAUUUCUUUGAUUGUUGCUUGUAAAUAAGAAUUGCCACUGUCAUACAUAACUCGGUGAAGGACAAAGAAGUAUCUCUUUGAGAAAAUGCAAUAAAAUCCUUGACACUAAGUAUUUAAGUUUACGUGAUAAGAGAUGAGCGUCACAGUGCCUGAGGUUCAUUUGGUCAACAGGGGAUCAAUGGAUGGUCAAUUGUGCACUGUUGCAACAAAAGAGGUUGUUCCAAAUACCAAUGACUCAAAAUCUACACUAGGCUAUACAUUGGCAUGUUAUCUGCCUUUAUUUUUGUGUGUCAUAUGAGGUUCUUUGUUUGCCUCUAAAGUUAACAUUAUAGCUCGUAAGAAGAAGAUCAACAGACAUGUUCUCAUUAUUUUAUGGACUCUGGAAUUAUAUGUUCAGCAAGACUGAAUUCCGGGUUCUGAUUCUUGGAGUCGACAAGGCUGGGAAAACUACUUUACUGGAGAAGUUGAAAUCAUCGUACUCAAACACAGAAGGGCUCCCUCCUGAUAGAAUAGUUCCAACAGUUGGGCUGAAUAUUGGUCGAGUUGAGGCUUCAAAUGCAAAGCUUGUUUUUUGGGAUCUUGGAGGUCAGAUUGGUUUACGCACAAUCUGGGAGAAAUACUAUGAGGAGGCACAUGCUAUAAUGUAUGUUAUUGAUGCUGCUUGUCCAUCAUCAUUUGAAGAUUCCAAAUCAGCAUUAGAAAAAGUACUUAGGCAUGAAGAUUUACGAGGCGCACCACUUCUGAUACUAGCAAACAAGCAGGACCUGUCUGGAGCAGUCUCAACUGAGGAAAUAGCAAGAUAUUUGGAUCUGAAAGAGUUAAAUGAAAAACUAUGUAUGUUUGAAGCUGUAUCUGCAUUCAAUGGAAUGGGAAUUAAAUCUGCUAUCAACUGGUUAGUGGACGUGAUGGAAAGAAGCAAGCGCACAGAUAUGCUUAGAGUUCGUGCGGGCAUAAAUGGGUAGCAAUUUCUAACCAUGUUGUCUUAUGAUCAUUGCAUUCUGUUUCUCCUUACGGCAUCAUGAGGUUGUGAGUCUGAUCACUUGUUCUAACCAUAUAGCAUGGCAUUUGUAAAUCUGUUAGACAUUUGUAUGUCAUUGCUAUAUGUGGAAAUAUUCUAUCCAGAAUAGCCAAUAAAUUAAGGGAAAUACAUAGAAAUACAUUUGGUCUAUAGGAAUACAAACAGAAUUGUUCUCUAGUUCUUUUCUUUCAUGUUGCUAAUAAUUCUACCAUGUAGUUUGAGGGGGCCCUUAAGAUAUUAUUCUUUUUGCCAAA